This is a messenger RNA of Dermacentor andersoni, 1569 nucleotides long. Its product is annotated as venom allergen-1-like. Gene Ontology annotation, cellular component: extracellular region. Lineage: Eukaryota; Metazoa; Arthropoda; Arachnida; Ixodida; Ixodidae. The record is from RefSeq and is a predicted model, not a curated record.
AUGGUAGCAACCGCCGUUGGCUUGCUGUUACUGCUGACUACGGCGGCCAUCCAGUCGCCUGCCUCGGCUCAGUUCUGCCCGCCGUCAUACCGCAACAAGAACCCGGAGCACACGGCGUGCAAGCGGCGGAACAUGUGGUGCAGGAUAAAAGCCGCCGGCGUUCACCCCAAAAUUCGCGCCUCGAUCUUGAAGAUGCACAACGAUUUCCGGAGCCAAACCGCACUGGGAAAACUACCGGGCUUCCAGACGGCAGCUGACAUGCAGGAGCUGCUUUGGGACGACGAGUUGGCAACCGUGGCACAGGCUCACGCCACCCUCUGCACGACGCCGGACGGUGACCUGAAGAAUGAUAAGGUUGAGGACCGCUUUACGGAUCGCUUCGAACAGACGGGUCAAAACACGGCCUGGUUAGGCCGGCCCGGCUACGUCGAGGGACCCAACUGGACCUGGGCUAUGGACGGCUGGUUCACAAAAGAGUACAAACUCUACCCGCCGCGCGACGUGUCCAAGUUCGCUCCCGUAAAAGACGCCAAGAUAGGCCACUUCACCCAGAUAAUCUGGGCAAAGACGCACUACGUCGGUUGCGGCUACGUCUACUACAGCGUCGACGGGGCUCUUUACCCGCACAUGAAGCAAUACACUUGCAACUACGGCCCUUCUGGAAACUACAUGGGGCAGCCCAUCUACCAGGAAGGCCCGACGUGCAGCGCCUGCCCGAACUCCACUCAGUGCGACAAAGCCACAGGUCUGUGCAUUACGUCGCGCAGUCCUAAUUGGAAGACGCCCGCACCGACUCGGUCUCGACGACCUCCGGUUACCUCUCGGCCCCAGCCGCCCGGACUGCGCUGUCCGCCCUGUCCGUGCCUGCCCUCUACGCCGUCUCCGCCCGCGUACCCUACGCAGAGGCGGAACCCGCCGUACGCACAGGAUCCGGCGCCGAGGCCUUACCCGUUACCCUACGACCCGCGGCUGGGCGGUGGGCUGCCUCGUUGCAAGGAUAUGGAGGGCUACAAGCCAGGAAAGCCUGGGCAGCCGCCCUGUGUGGAGGGUGACUUUGGCGGCGUCGGAAGUGGUACUGGGUCCGACGACAGUGACGGAGCACACAGUGGACGUCCUGGCCGAGAUGGAGAUAUCUGGCUGCCCUUUGCUCUAGGCGUCGUCACUGGAUUGGCGGUGGUGGCGCUGUGUGUGCUCUUACUCUUAUGCCUCUGCAACACCCCUGCAGAUCACAUGGAAGCGAAGCUAUCGACCGGCGCGACGGUGACACCGGCGUACUAGGGCACGCCGGCGUAAGAAGUCUAUAGUGCCAAAGCGGGUGCCUCGGCUCACGACGGCCAUAAAUAUUCGAAGCCCCGCAUGCACAGGCCGUUUGCUGAAAUGAAGAAUUCGCACGGGCCACAGAGCGACGUGCCGGUGCGACGUUUUCAACUCCUGGCACAAUUCGUUACAGCUUCAUUGAUAGUUCUAUUUCCUUGCUCUCUUUUUUUUUUUCAUUUUCUAAAGAACGCAAGUGCCGAUUUCUCUAUGAAAUAUGAGCACUGUUAUGAACCAUAAAACUAUAUUAAUGAU